This is a messenger RNA of Pleuronectes platessa (European plaice), 3599 nucleotides long. RefSeq names its product NADP-dependent malic enzyme. Bases 239 to 2095 code for a protein of 618 amino acids. Gene Ontology annotation, cellular component: mitochondrion. Gene Ontology annotation, molecular function: malate dehydrogenase (decarboxylating) (NADP+) activity; NAD binding; malate dehydrogenase (decarboxylating) (NAD+) activity. The transcript has 15 exons. Gene Ontology annotation, biological process: pyruvate metabolic process; malate metabolic process. The record is from RefSeq and is a predicted model, not a curated record. Lineage: Eukaryota; Metazoa; Chordata; Actinopteri; Pleuronectiformes; Pleuronectidae.
GGUGCUGGCUGCUCCUCCUCCAUGUGAUUGGCGGCUCCUCGGCUCUGGGAGGCCGGACUCUGGGCGGACUGACCCGCAAGCACUGACCGCGGCAAGUGAAAACUGUCAAUGUCACAGGAUCCUGGAUCAGCUGCGCGUCUGUUCGAUCCCCGCACUUCAACGUCCACUGACCCACAGGAACAUCGCACAGUCUCCUGAGGACUGAAGUCACAGCAGCUUCAAGUCAUCUUCAGGCAGGAUGAACUCUCUCCCAGGCAGAGCAGCGCUGUCUCUGUGCAGGCGCACGGCCGCGGGCGGGCUGAGGGUCCUGGCCGGCUCCCCGGGUCACCCCUCUGGGAGCCUGCCGGCGGACAGAGCCUCUUUCCAGGCUGUGCGGGUCUGUCACUCCGGGAAGACCCGCAAGGGCAGCAUCAGCACCAAGAAGCGAGGCUACGACAUCACCAGAAACCCACACCUCAACAAGGGCAUGGCGUUCACCCUGGAAGAGCGCCUCCAACUGGGCAUCCACGGCCUGCUGCCCCCUUGCUUCCUCUCCCAGGACGUGCAGGUCCUGCGGGUCAUGAAGAGCUACGAGACGCGCUCCAGCCCUCUGGACAAGUACAUCCUGUUGAUGACGCUACAGGACAGAAACGAGAAGCUGUUCUACCGUUUGUUGACCUCUUACAUCGAGGAGUUCAUGCCCAUCGUGUACACGCCCACCGUCGGUCUGGCAUGUCAGCAGUACGGACUCGCCUUCAGGAGACCACGAGGACUCUUCAUCACCAUCCACGACAAAGGACACAUUGCCUCCAUGCUCAACUCCUGGCCAGAAGAAGACAUAAAGGCCAUCGUUGUGACAGAUGGGGAGCGUAUCCUCGGGCUUGGUGACCUUGGAAGCUACGGGAUGGGGAUUCCUGUCGGGAAGCUGGCGCUCUACACGGCGUGUGGGGGUGUUCGGCCACAUAAUUGUCUCCCGGUCCUGCUGGACGUCGGCACUGACAACCAGACGCUGCUCGAUGACCCACUGUACAUCGGACUGAGGCACAAGAGAAUCAGAGGAAAGGAAUAUGACGACCUGGUGGAUGAGUUCAUGCAGGCGGUGACAGACAAGUACGGGAUGGACUGUCUCAUUCAGUUUGAGGAUUUCGCCAACAGCAACGCCUUUCGCAUCCUCAACAAAUACAGGCAUCGCUACUGCACCUUCAACGACGACAUCCAAGGCACGGCCUCAGUAGCUGUUGCCGGGGUCUUAGCUGCUCUGAAGCUCACCAAGAACAAACUGUUAGACCACACCUUUGUUUUCCAAGGAGCAGGCGAGGCGGCUCUGGGUAUCGCUAACCUGCUCAUCAUGGCCAUGGCCAAAGAGGGGGUAUCCAGAGAGGAAGCUGCCAAGAGGAUCUGGAUGGUCGACUCCAAAGGUCUCAUUGUGAAGGGAAGAGGUCAUAUAAACCACGAGAAAGAGGAGUUUGCCCACGACCACCCACACCUGAAGACACUGGAGGAGGUCGUGGAAACCAUCAAACCCACUGCCAUCAUAGGCGUGGCUGCUAUCAGAGGAGCAUUUACUGAGAAGAUCAUCAAAAACAUGGCGUCCUUCAAUGAGAGGCCCAUCAUCUUCGCCCUGAGCAACCCCACCAGCAAGGCAGAGUGCACGGCGGAGCAGUGCUACACGCUCACAGAGGGUCGUGGCAUCUUCGCCAGUGGAAGUCCGUUUGACAAGGUGACGCUGGCUGAUGGACGCACCUUCUACCCCGGGCAGGGAAACAACGCAUACGUCUUUCCUGGAGUGGCUUUGGGUGUUAUAGCCUGCAGGGUGCGCCACAUAUCUGACGACAUCUUCCUCACCACAGCAGAGGCGAUAGCUGAUAUGGUAACAGAGGAGCACCUGGCUGAGGGACGGCUUUAUCCUCCUCUGAGCACCAUCAGAGAGGUGUCCUUCAAGAUAGCAGUUAAGGUUGUCAACCACGCGUACAAACACAACAUUGCUUCGGUGUACCCCGAGCCUAAAGACAAGGAGGCGUUUGUGCUGUCUCACAUCUACAGUCCUGAUUACGACUCCUUCACUCUGGACUCCUACGGCUGGCCACAGGAGGCCAUGAAGGUCCAGGACGUGUGAUCAGCUGGUGUCUAAACUCAAUACUCUGCCCUGGCAUCACGCCCAAAUUCUGCAUUGCCUCCAUAAAUACAUACUUAGCCAAUGAUAUGCAACAUGCUUUUUUUUUUCUUAUUAUGGUUUGUUUAAAAAAAAAAAAGUUGUUUCCAUAGCACUCAUUAUCAACUUGCUGCCCAUCAAACACUGCCACAUGCUGUAUAUAGAUCUUCUCUAUGAUGCCGGUCAGACCUGGUAUCAAAUUAACAUUUGUCCUGAGUGAUCCGAUCACAAGUGGUCGGCUCUAAGCACAAGUGUGAACGCUCCUUAAUGUGUCAUGAGAUCUCAUUCUUCUUUGCUGCAUGAAUGCAAAUCUGUCCUGGAUCACAUGAAGGGCCUGCAGCAGGUCAGCUGACGUCUCCGACCUGCUGCAGUUUCACAAUGAGUUAAACCCAUUUUUGCGCCUCUCAGUGACCAUGUUCUUUUGUUUGUGGCCCCAGCAUCGAGGUCGUUCAGCACACAAUGGCCGAUGCUUCGCUUAAAUUGGUCGAAUCUUUGGUCACAGUAGAUCUGCAGCUCAUUGUGUUCAGUCAUUGCUUGCUCCCUCUGAUUCAUGUCGACACACACACACACACACACAAAUCAUUUGUCCCUCACAAACACAAAUGACGCACAUGUUUAUUUGAUUAUAUGCGUGUUAGUAAGAUCCAAUCACAAGUGAUAUCUUAAUUUCCUGUGUGAACCGGGGAACUUCACGCUAACCUCAGGAGGAAUGUGGUACCAGGUCUGUGUCUUGUUUCCUGUGCUGUACUUCUUUUUUUUUCGUUCUCUGAAAGUCGAAGAAAAACCUUUUGAUAUAUCAAACAUCCUGAAGCGUGUCAUCUAUAACUCUAUGUUUGAAACUGCUUCUCCGUCACUAGAUUCUCCAGCUGAGAUGUAAUGCAGUAUUUAAACGCAUGUGCAGUGAAUUAUCUGUUUCUGACCCAAGCAUCGGAGCUGGUGCACGAGUAACAUUCUCGUCCCGACACAGACGAUGAGAACUCAUUUUGACACUUGGUGAGAAAAUGCAUCAGACCAGCAGAAACUCUGGGGUCCUCUAACUGUGUGACCUCAGGUCAUCACUGAUCCACAUUAUGAGUUAGAGCCUCUGUGGCCCUGCUCAUCCCUUCAGCUGCUUCCUCAUAUUUCACACUCCGGUCAGUGUGUGCACGUGUGUUAACCUGCACACACUGAAAAACACUCCAGCUUCAUCCUGUGUUUCUGUUGCCUGUUUUCUGUAGUAUGCUCAGAGAAAGCUUUCCCCUCAACUGAGUGCGACCGUCAGGAUGUCUCCUUUUAUGGUAGUGUGUUUUCCUCCAGUUUAGUACGGAGCUCUGCCUGUUGUGUUUUUGCCAAAGUAACAGAUGAGAUGUAUCUUAUCUUAUUUUACUCUUAGAGAAUAUGAUGCUCAGAGCGCUUUAGUACUGCGAGACAAGCUUGACGUUUUUUAAAGAGAAAAUUAAACUUUUUCAAUAAAAUUGUUGUGACAAUA